Molecule: messenger RNA, 3291 nt
Organism: Carlito syrichta (Philippine tarsier)
Lineage: Eukaryota; Metazoa; Chordata; Mammalia; Primates; Tarsiidae
Gene: FGFR1
Product: fibroblast growth factor receptor 1
Exons: 17
Coding region: 90-2552 (820 amino acids)
Biological process (GO): positive regulation of kinase activity; protein phosphorylation; positive regulation of cell population proliferation
Cellular component (GO): signaling receptor complex; membrane
Molecular function (GO): fibroblast growth factor binding; fibroblast growth factor receptor activity; ATP binding
Source: RefSeq, a predicted model, not a curated record
GAGUCAGCUUGAAGCGGAGGAUUGAGCUUCAGGUGGAGUAUCCAUGGAGGUGUGGAGGCUUGUCACCAACCUCUAACUGCAGAACUGGGAUGUGGAGCUGGAAGUGCCUCCUCCUCUGGGCUGUGCUGGUCACAGCCACACUCUGCACUGCUAGACCAGCCCCGACCUUGCCUGAACAAGCCCAGCCCUGGGGAGCCCCUGUGGAAGUGGAGUCCUUCCUGGUCCACCCUGGUGACCUGCUGCAGCUCCGCUGCCGGCUGCGUGACGAUGUGCAGAGCAUCAACUGGCUGCGGGACGGGGUGCAGCUGGUGGAAAGCAACCGUACCCGCAUCACAGGCGAGGAGGUGGAGGUGCGGGACUCCGGGCCCGCCGACUCCGGCCUCUACGCUUGUGUGACCAGCAGCCCCUCAGGCAGUGACACCACCUACUUCUCCGUCAAUGUCUCAGAUGCCCUCCCCUCCUCGGAGGACGACGAUGACGAUGAUGACUCCUCUUCAGAGGAGAAAGAGACUGAUAACACCAAACCAAACCGUAUGCCCGUAGCUCCAUAUUGGACAUCUCCAGAAAAGAUGGAAAAGAAAUUGCACGCAGUGCCUGCUGCUAAGACAGUGAAGUUCAAAUGCCCUUCCAGUGGGACACCUAACCCCACACUGCGCUGGCUGAAAAAUGGCAAGGAAUUCAAACCUGACCACAGGAUCGGAGGCUACAAGGUCCGCUAUGCUACCUGGAGCAUCAUAAUGGACUCUGUGGUACCCUCUGACAAGGGCAACUAUACCUGCAUCGUGGAGAACGAGUAUGGCAGCAUCAACCACACCUAUCAGCUCGACGUUGUAGAGCGGUCCCCUCACCGGCCCAUCCUACAGGCAGGGUUGCCAGCCAACAAGACAGUAGCACUGGGCAGUAACGUGGAAUUCAUGUGUAAGGUGUACAGUGAUCCACAACCUCACAUCCAGUGGCUAAAGCACAUCGAGGUGAAUGGGAGCAAGAUUGGUCCGGACAACCUGCCUUAUGUUCAGAUCUUGAAGACUGCCGGAGUUAAUACCACCGACAAAGAGAUGGAAGUGCUUCACUUAAGAAAUGUCUCCUUUGAGGACGCAGGGGAGUAUACAUGCUUGGCGGGUAACUCUAUCGGACUCUCCCAUCACUCUGCAUGGUUGACCGUUCUGGAAGCCCUGGAAGAGAGGCCUGCGGUGAUGACCUCGCCCCUGUACCUGGAGAUCAUCAUCUAUUGCACGGGGGCUUUCCUCAUCUCCUGCAUGGUGGGGUCUGUCAUCAUCUAUAAGAUGAAGAGUGGCACCAAGAAGAGUGACUUCCACAGCCAGAUGGCCGUGCACAAGCUGGCCAAGAGCAUCCCUCUGCGCAGACAGGUGUCUGCUGACUCCAGCGCAUCCAUGAACUCAGGGGUUCUUUUGGUUCGGCCCUCACGGCUCUCCUCCAGUGGGACCCCCAUGCUCGCAGGGGUCUCUGAAUAUGAGCUUCCUGAAGACCCUCGCUGGGAGCUGCCUCGGGACAGACUGGUCUUAGGCAAACCCCUGGGAGAGGGCUGCUUUGGGCAGGUGGUGCUGGCAGAGGCCAUCGGGCUGGACAAGGACAAACCCAACCGUGUGACCAAAGUGGCUGUGAAGAUGUUGAAGUCGGACGCAACAGAGAAAGACCUGUCAGACCUGAUCUCAGAAAUGGAAAUGAUGAAGAUGAUCGGGAAGCACAAGAACAUCAUCAACCUGCUAGGAGCCUGCACGCAGGAGGGACCUUUGUACGUCAUCGUGGAGUAUGCCUCCAAGGGCAACCUGCGGGAGUACCUGCAGGCCCGGAGGCCCCCCGGGCUGGAGUACUGUUACAACCCCAGCCACAACCCAGAGGAGCAGCUCUCCUCCAAGGACCUGGUGUCCUGCGCCUAUCAGGUGGCCCGGGGCAUGGAAUACCUCGCCUCCAAGAAGUGCAUACACCGAGACCUGGCUGCCAGGAAUGUCCUGGUGACAGAGGACAACGUGAUGAAGAUCGCAGACUUUGGCCUAGCCCGGGACAUUCACCACAUCGACUACUAUAAGAAGACAACCAACGGCCGACUGCCCGUGAAGUGGAUGGCACCCGAGGCACUGUUUGACCGGAUCUACACCCACCAGAGUGAUGUGUGGUCUUUUGGAGUGCUCUUGUGGGAGAUCUUCACUCUGGGUGGCUCCCCGUAUCCUGGCGUGCCUGUGGAGGAGCUUUUCAAGCUGCUAAAGGAGGGUCAUCGCAUGGACAAGCCCAGUAACUGCACCAAUGAGCUGUACAUGAUGAUGCGGGACUGCUGGCAUGCAGUGCCCUCACAGAGACCCACCUUUAAGCAGCUGGUGGAAGACCUAGACCGCAUUGUGGCCUUGACCUCCAACCAGGAGUAUCUGGACCUGUCCAUGCCCCUGGACCAGUACUCACCCAGCUUUCCUGACACCCGGAGCUCUACCUGCUCCUCAGGGGAGGAUUCUGUCUUCUCUCAUGAGCCAUUGCCUGAGGAGCCCUGCUUGCCCCGACAUCCGCCCCAGCUUGCCAACGGUGGACUCAAACGGCGCUGACUGCCACCACCAUUCCCCUCCCCAGACUCCAUCAACUGUACCCCUCACCCACAACUCCCUGCUGGACCCACUGCCUGCCCCUUUCCCCUUCCCUGCUGGCAGGAGCCGGCUGCCUUCCUGGGGCCUUCCUGUGUGGCCUGUCUUCACUCCCUGAGCUCACCUCUUCCUCUCAACCUGCUUGUGAGGGAGGAGCCAAGAGGCAGGUACUCGCUGAUGGCCACUUCGUUCCUUCCCACGUGUUGGACCAAGACCCCUCCCUGCCCCCAGGUGUGCCUGGAGGAGUGGGGAGUGGGAGAUGAGCAGGCCUGCAGUGAGAGCUCCCUGAGCUUUCCUGCGUUGGUUUUGUACAGUUCACCUGUAAGCCCCUUGAAUUCUGGUGGCAGGUGCCUUGUCCUCAGGGCUACAGCGGUAGGGAGGUCAGUGCUUCAGGCCUCAACUGGAAGCAACGUCUGCUCCAGACACAUGGUGCCAGUGGCUUAUUAAUUCCCAUACUAAUUUGCUUUGCUGACCAAAUACCUGGUACCAGAGGAUGGUGAGGCAAAGGCUGGGAGCGUGUUGUGGCCCUGGGGCCCAGCCCCAAACUGGGGGCUUUGUACAUAGCUAUGAAGAAAACACAAAGUGUAUAAAUCUGAGUAUAUAUUUACAUGUCUUUUUAAAAGGGUCGUUACCAGAGAUUUACCCAUUGGGUAAGAUGCUCCUGGUGGCUGGGAGGCAUCAGUUGCUAUAUAUUAAAAACAAA